This is a messenger RNA of Penicillium nucicola, 1305 nucleotides long. Its product is annotated as cytochrome P450. The record is from RefSeq and is a predicted model, not a curated record. Lineage: Eukaryota; Fungi; Ascomycota; Eurotiomycetes; Eurotiales; Aspergillaceae. Gene Ontology annotation, molecular function: heme binding; monooxygenase activity; oxidoreductase activity, acting on paired donors, with incorporation or reduction of molecular oxygen. The transcript is spliced from 4 exons. The coding region runs from base 1 to 1305 and encodes 434 amino acids.
AUGACCCCAAAUGCAGCAAAGGCCAUAUAUGGAAGCGCUAUCAAGAAUCGGGAGAUUUUUCGAAAGAACGAUUUCCAGGAGAUUGGUGAAAACGAACCAGGUAUUACUGCUGAGAAAGACCCGGAAGUUCACCGACAGAUCGCCAAGCAGCUUGUUCCUGCAUUUAGUGCCAAAUCUCUGAGAAAGCAAGAAGAUGUGAUUCAUCAACAUGUCGAUGGCUUUGUCGCUCAGCUUCGCAAACACGCAAUGACAGAUGACUGGCUCGACUGGCUCAUAUUUGAUAUCGCGGGUGACAUGGCGUAUGGUCGACAGUUUGAGCAGGUCAAAAACCUUAAAUCAUCCACUUUCCUAUCCACGUUUGGCAAGGUUGGACUUUGGGGCACCACAAAUCAAGUCACUAGGCGGUUUCGCAUGCUUCGACCCUUCGUUUGGUUCCUGAUUCCGCCGUCUGUGGUGCUCACUGUACCCACUCUUCUCCGUCUGAACAGACAAGAGAUUCGUCGUCGGAUGUCGCAGCGAGACGAGAUCAAACAUCCUGAUUACGUUGAGCAGCUGCUUCCCAAAGAUGGCAAGCCAGAUCCCACCGAGGACUGGAUCCUCGCCCAGGCAAAUGUAUUCAUCGUGGCUGGAUUUGACCCCAUGACGAAUUUGAUCUCUUCUGCACUGUACUAUCUCCUGACAAAUACAGAUAAAUAUGGCCAUGCUCGGAAAGAGAUCAGAGAAGAGUUUGCCGAGUAUAAUGAUAUCACUGGUGACCGUCUCCAGACAAUGAAGUAUCUUCAAGCAGUCAUCGACGAGUCUUUGCGCCUUCACACCAACGCAGCAUUUGGACUCCCCCGUGUGAGUCCCGGAUACGAUGUGGAUGGCAACUUUGUUCCUCCUGGGGUAUGUAUUUUCAAGGAGUUCUGUUUAUUUGGCUUGAAACUGGAUCUGACAAGAAGAAAAAAGGUGACGGUUCAAACUUGUUCUUUCGCGACCACUCAUUCCGAACGUUACUUCAAUGACGCCCGUUCCUUCCACCCUGAGCGAUGGCUGUCAUCUUCUCAUCCGCUCUACAAUCCGAGAUAUGAGUCCGAUGAUCGACGAGCAUUUACUCCCUUCUCACAGGGGCCUAGGGGAUGCCCCGGCUCGAGCGCCGGGUAUCUCCAGGGCCGAAUUAUCUUGGCAAAGCUCCUGUGGUCCUUCGACAUGGAACUGACAAAUAAAGAUGCUAUUGAUUGGGAGAAGGAUAUCAAGAUGUUUGCGAUCUGGAUUCGGCCGGAUCUUCUUGUCCGAGUCCGUCCUGCGAAUGGGAACAAGACUUAG